AUGUCCAGUUUCACUAAGUGGCUCAUCAAUAAGAGACUGCAUAAGUACUGCAAAGGGUAUUUCAUUAAUAUUCCAGUUGCAGUGAUGGAAAAGGCUUACCCCCCGUCGCUGCAACUGGAAGUUAACAACCCUCCGGGCGGCUUCCGAGGAGGUGAAGGCGACAGGUGCCGCGGGCCGUUCGGCACAGCCCGGCCAACAGCUGCCCCCAGCCCGGCGAGCGGCCCGCGGCCCGGCCGGCUGCCAGGCGCGGCGGGGGCUCGGCGGCAGCUGGGCCGCGCCCCGCCGGGCGCCGAGGGAGCGGAGCGGCCGCCGCCAGGCCCAGCAGCAGCGUCCCACCGCCCGGCUCGGCCCGCACGGCGGCACCGCGGGCUGGCGGGUGUGGGCGGGCGGGCGCCGAAGCGAGCCCCCAGCCCCGCCAGGCCCGCCCCCAAGCGCCGCAAGCCGGGCGGCUCCUCCUCUCCGCAGGGCGGGGGAUCCGGCGACCGCCCGCUUCUUCCUCCUCUUUCUUCGGCGGCUGCGGUGCGGGCGGCUGCGGGAGCUCCGGCGAGCGCGAUGGCUGCCAACUGCGAGCGCACCUUCAUCGCCAUCAAGCCCGAUGGGGUCCAGCGGGGGCUGGUGGGAGAGAUCAUCAAGCGGUUCGAGCAGAAAGGCUUCCGGCUGGUGGCCAUGAAGUUCGUGCACGCCUCUGAAGAUCUUCUCAAACAACAUUACAUUGACCUGAAAGACCGACCAUUCUACCCUGGUUUGGUUAAAUACAUGAACUCUGGACCUGUUGUGGCCAUGGUAUGGGAAGGACUCAACGUGGUUAAAACUGGGAGAGUAAUGCUAGGGGAAACAAACCCUGCAGACUCUAAGCCUGGUACCAUCCGUGGUGACUUCUGCAUUCAAGUAGGAAGAAACAUCAUUCACGGCAGUGACUCCGUAGAAAGCGCGCAGAAGGAGAUCAACCUGUGGUUCAAACCUGCAGAGCUUAUUGACUUCAAAUCUUGUGCACAUGAUUGGAUCUAUGAGUGAAAUGAGUUUCCACGAUGAAUUGUGCCUUCUUAACACGUCAUCUCAUUCCAGCUAUUGACCUGGGAGCAAUUAUCACCACGGUUAUCUUAGUCAUUUUCAGCACUGUCAAAUAAAUGGAUAUGAACUAA
Molecule: messenger RNA, 1142 nt
Organism: Gymnogyps californianus (California condor)
Lineage: Eukaryota; Metazoa; Chordata; Aves; Accipitriformes; Cathartidae
Exons: 6
Coding region: 1-1014 (337 amino acids)
Biological process (GO): GTP biosynthetic process; regulation of apoptotic process; UTP biosynthetic process
Molecular function (GO): nucleoside diphosphate kinase activity
Source: RefSeq, a predicted model, not a curated record